AUGGCUCUCAUGUUCGUUGCUGGAUCUGCCCAGAUCCAGGCAUCAGCUCUGGCCAAGCUUUUCACUGCAGGAUUUGCGGCCGAGCGGUUCAGCAAGCUGCAGAGUGAGGAGCAGAAGGAGCCCGCACCUGCAAAACCGAAGGAACUGAAGGUGAAGGAGCAAAAGAAGGAGCCGGUAAAGGAUUCCGAGGAAGAAGAGGAAGACAAUGAGGAUCCCAGCAAGGAGCUGAAGCGAAUGAAGGAGCUCAUGGGUGAUGAGAUUGAGGCGGAUGACGAGCAAGAGGAAGAAGAGGAGGAGGAAUCGCAUGAGGAGGAUGCUUCAGCAAAGCUGCAGGCGAAAGACAAAGCAGCCAAGCUCAAGGCUUCGAAGGCCAAAAAGCCUGGCUUCGACGUGGAGCAAGGGCAAUCCAUCUUCGUGAGAAAUGUUCCGUUUGAUGCAGAAGAGAACGACUUGAAGGAGGUCUUCCGACGCUUUGGUAAGGUUAGCUCCGUCAAGCUUGUGGCUGACAAGACAGGCGCUGGUUAUAUCAAGCCAAUGCUCGGCUAUAGUUUGUUCUGUGAUCGGGGAUCUGCCUUUGUAAAGUUUGCAGAGGCACCUUUUGAAGAGCCUGAAGUGUACGAGUAUCUCAGGGGGCAGCGCAAAGCGUCAGAAGAUGACAAGGUGACGCCUCUUCCAAGUCCCCACGCGCGUAAGGACGACCUUGCGCUGGGAUUGCAGGACUGCCACACUCCAAGCCCACCUGCGCAUGGUGGUGGGGGUGAGAUAGGUUUUGACAAUGAGGAUUUCUUGGAGGCAGUCACCCCUCCGAAUCUUCAUCGAGUCAGCACCUACGAGCAUGACCUCGCAUCUACGCCCGAGAUGCCCGAACAGGCUUCGGAGCAGUGGCAGGGCAACGCCUUCUUCCCAUGCUAUCCUGGACCUACCUGGAUGCCAGCCUCUGCUGGUGACAUGCAGACGAUGCACUGCGCUCCGAGCAUGCAAUACUUGCCACAGCAGGCUUCCCCUGCUUUGGUCUACUACUGCGUCGGAUAUUUGGCUCCGGAAAGUGUAGAGCAGCACAUGCUGCCGGCUGACGUUGGUUUGGCCGAGAGCUACGACAGUGGCUACGUGGGAUCUUCUGCCAGCCAGUGGAGCUCUGCCGGUGACACGAGGCAGAGUCAGGCUCAAAGCUCUCAGAAGCGGCCACCUCGAGAAAAGAAGGAGCCGCAGCCGCAGCCAAAGGUGCUGGAGGCCGGCGAAGUUCGGCGUGACUCGGAACCGCAAGGCUCAACAGAAGCCGUGCCCGCCGUCAAGGAUGAGGAGCGCACCACAAUCAUGCUGCGGAACAUCCCGAAGGAUACAACUCGGGAAGCUCUAGUGGAGCUACUGGACAGCCUAGGUUAUGCAAAGAUGUAUGACUUUCUGUACCUCCCGCGAGACUUCAAGGAUAACUUUGCCAUUUACGGCUAUGCCUUUGUGAACUUCAUCAGCCAUGAGCAAGCUUCGCAGGCUAGGGAGCUCUUUGAUGGUUUCGUCAAGUGGCACAGUACUGAGAGCCAAAUAGUCCCCUGCGAGGCGCACUGGGGUUAUCCCCUCCAAGGAUAUGCGGCGCAUGUCGAGCGUUACAGGAACAGCCCGGUCAUGUCCAGUCAGGUGCCCGAGAUGUGCAGACCCUUGGUCUUCAAGGAUGGGCAGCCUGUGAGCUUUCCUGCUCCCACGAAACCCAUACGUCUUCCGCGUCGGAAGGGCUGGAUUCUUGCGGGCCGGCGGCCAGAACUCCGCGAGCCGUCUUGUCAAUAG
Symbiodinium pilosum is the source of this 1779-nucleotide messenger RNA. The record is from the annotation of a GenBank genome assembly. NCBI's taxonomy places the organism in Eukaryota, Dinophyceae, Suessiales, Symbiodiniaceae.